CACGUCAGGAACUCAUUUGGCCAGCAGAGCUCGAUGAGAUCCGUGUAAGCGUUAAAGCGCCGACAUGACUGCGGACAGGAAUUCCGCGUGGUGUAAUCCUCGGAAUGGAAUGGCACAGGAUGACGUUGUGAUGAAAUGGGAUGGCUUGGUCGUGCUGCAAACCAAAUAUUAGCUCUGCAGCUGCACUGUUUUUCAAUUAAACUAGCUGAAUGCUCCUUCAGUCGUGCAUUAAAAUGAAAAUUUAAUCACGCCAACGGCCAUGGCUGCGAAAUGAAUCACAUUCGCUGACCUGAACCUGAACCCCACGACUCCUCGAUCGGGCAAAAGGAAAAAUGCGAGGCUGAGGCCAUGGAGGCGCAUACGUAUUGUGAGGAAAUAUGUAAUUAAAUUUUUCUCCCGUAUGUCA
Messenger RNA from Drosophila simulans, 406 nucleotides. RefSeq lists its product as uncharacterized. The transcript has a single exon. The record is from RefSeq and is a predicted model, not a curated record. Bases 65 to 172 code for a protein of 35 amino acids. Lineage: Eukaryota; Metazoa; Arthropoda; Insecta; Diptera; Drosophilidae.